UCCAUAAGUAUUAAAUCCUAUCGCAAACAUGGCGUCGCAGUACUAUCUGGAAAUGCAAGAGAAUUUCAAAAAUAACAACAAAAGUCGUGAAUUCCCUGCUCACAGCGCCAAGGUGCAUUCGGUUGCUUGGAGUUGUGAUGGCAGGCGGCUGGCAUCUGGAUCAUUUGACAAAACGGCAAGCGUAUUCGUACUGGAGAAAGAUCGCUUGGUGAAAGAAAACAACUACCGGGGUCAUGGCGACAGUGUUGAUCAGUUAUGUUGGCAUCCCACAAAUCCAGACCUCUUUGUUACUGCAUCGGGGGAUAAGACCAUCCGCAUCUGGGAUGUUCGGACCACGAAGUGCAUUGCUACUGUGAACACGAAAGGGGAAAACAUAAACAUAUGCUGGAGCCCUGACGGACAGACUAUCGCUGUUGGAAACAAAGAUGACGUGGUUACUUUCAUCGAUGCCAAAACGCACCGGUCACGAGCGGAGGAGCAGUUCAAGUUUGAGGUGAACGAGAUCUCUUGGAACAACGACAACGAUAUGUUCUUCUUGACGAAUGGAAACGGCUGCAUCAAUAUUCUCAGUUACCCAGAAUUGAAGCCCAUACAGUCUAUCAAUGCCCACCCGUCCAACUGCAUCUGCAUCAAGUUUGACCCCACAGGAAAGUACUUUGCCACAGGCAGUGCAGAUGCUCUGGUCAGUCUCUGGGAUGUGGAAGAACUUGUGUGUGUGCGCUGUUUCUCCAGGUUGGACUGGCCGGUGCGGACUCUGAGCUUCAGUCACGAUGGCAAAAUGCUGGCAUCUGCAUCUGAGGAUCACUUCAUUGACAUUGCCGAGGUUGAGACUGGAGAGAAGUUGUGGGAGGUGCAGUGCGAGUCUCCCACUUUCACCGUGGCCUGGCAUCCCAAAAGACCCUUGCUGGCAUACGCCUGUGAUGACAAGGAUGGGAAGUAUGACAGCAACCGGGAAGCAGGCACCGUCAAGUUGUUUGGAUUGCCCAAUGAUUCCUGAGGGGCGUGGUCUGUACACUUGUGUGCCAUCAGCAUUACAGUACUGCUUUUAUUUGGUUAAUCAGGAAUUGUUUUGGCCUUGAAACCUUGUGAUUGGUGCCAGUGCAGAUCUUGCUGUUCCGUUAGCCAGUUUCCAACACACAAGCAGGGAUGGAUGGAAACUGAACAUCUCUGUGUUCUCGUGUUUAAACUUGCAGAUGGCAUGGCAUUACUGUUUGCCGAGGUUAUAAAAAUAGCCUUCUUUUGAUGCAUAUAUGGCCAUGGCUUCCCGGUGUGUUUACUCCCCUUUAAUGUAUUGGUAUAUUUGCUGAGAAACCAUCAUAUUUUUUUAUUAAGGUAAUUUCUGUGCCUGAAGGCUUGGCUGUUUUUUAUUUUCUCCCAAAUGGAUUGUACUCAUAAAUAUGAAUCUGAAACCUAUUUUGGAACAUGCAGAAAACGCUUUUGCUGAUUUUAAAAGGAACGGGUUUACCACACCCUCGAACAGUUAAAAAAAAAAAAAAAAAAAAAAAAAAAAAAGUUUAGUGUGUACACUAAAUUUGCAGUUGUUGUUUUUGUACAAAAAUGGGGACCAACCAAGAAUUGCUAAGAAUUACCAAGAAUGGAUGCCAUUGUUUGGUGUUACAAUUUUAAUUCAAGGCGUAGCAGCAUCUUGUACACUGACAGACGGGGCAAUUUCUGCAGAUAGGCAGCAACGUUUCACUUUCUCAUUGGAACCAGCAGGGGGCCUCAUCACCCUGUGAUGGCACAUUAGGAAAUAUUUAAACGCCACUGUAGCUUUACUUUUGAAAGCAAAAUGUCAUGAAAUGCUUUUUUGUACCGUAAAUUUUGUCCUCAGAAGGUGGAAUUUGUUAUACCAUUAAAAAUACUGAAUGUGAAA
Anguilla anguilla (European eel) is the source of this 1873-nucleotide messenger RNA. RefSeq names its product THO complex 3 (gene thoc3). The transcript is spliced from 6 exons. The record is from RefSeq and is a predicted model, not a curated record. Gene Ontology annotation, molecular function: protein binding. Gene Ontology annotation, cellular component: THO complex part of transcription export complex. NCBI's taxonomy places the organism in Eukaryota, Metazoa, Chordata, Actinopteri, Anguilliformes, Anguillidae. Bases 29 to 997 code for a protein of 322 amino acids. Gene Ontology annotation, biological process: mRNA export from nucleus.